Spinacia oleracea (spinach) is the source of this 3709-nucleotide messenger RNA. Its product is annotated as LRR receptor-like serine/threonine-protein kinase FLS2. Gene Ontology annotation, biological process: protein phosphorylation. Bases 105 to 3632 code for a protein of 1175 amino acids. The record is from RefSeq and is a predicted model, not a curated record. Gene Ontology annotation, molecular function: protein kinase activity; ATP binding; protein binding. Lineage: Eukaryota; Viridiplantae; Streptophyta; Magnoliopsida; Caryophyllales; Amaranthaceae. The transcript is spliced from 2 exons.
UUUAAGCUUCAGAUGAAAUUGAUCUAUAAAACAAUAUAUAUACCCAAGACUUGUACAUAUGAUGAGUUGAAUACAGUCCACUGAACACAAGAAAUUAAACAAAAAUGCCGUCUAGAAAUACCAUGGUUCACCUCACCACUUAUAUUCUAGUGAUUUUCUGUUUUACAGCAACAGUUUUAUCAGCAGAAACUAAGCUGCAGGUUGAAGCAGAAGCAUUAAAGGCGUUGAAGAAUUCGAUCACCAACGACCCUCUUGGUUAUCUCUCCGGAUGGAAUAGUAGCAUCAGCCAUCACUGCAACUGGACUGGUAUCUCAUGUGACCUUUCCACAAGCAGUGUGAUUGCAAUAUCAUUGACAGAGAAGCAGCUCGAGGGGAAAAUCUCAACUUGUGUUGGUAACUUAUCCAAACUUCAGGUUCUUGAUCUGACAUCUAAUGCUUUUUUUGGUCAUAUUCCUGCUCAACUUGGGAACUGUUUUCAGCUAAUAGAGCUUACCCUCUUUGACAAUUCUUUUUCUGGCACCAUUCCUCCUCAACUAGGCAACCUUCAGAACUUGCAAUCAUUAGACUUAGGAAACAACUUACUCAAUGGAAGUAUACCUGAUACCAUCACUAACUGUAUAGCUUUAGUUGCACUUGGACUCAACUCCAACAAAUUCACUGGUAAUAUUCCAUCCAACAUAGGAAAGAUUGAAUCUUUACGAGUUUUUAUUGGUUAUAGCAACAGCUUUGAAGGUCCCCUUCCUAAUUCCGUAGGAAAGCUGACCGCAUUGCGUGUUUUAGACCUGAGUCAAAACCAACUAUCAGGUGAAAUUCCUUCUUGGAUAGGGAACUUGAAAAGUUUGGAAACACUUCAGCUUUUUGAGAACUCAUUUUUUGGAGAAAUCCCACCUGAAAUUGGGCAGUGCAAGAACCUUACCCUUCUCAACAUGUAUAGCAACAAAUUUGUGGGAAGAAUCCCUCCUGAGUUUGGGAAUUUACUCAACCUGCAAAUGUUAAGGUUGUACAAAAAUAAGCUGACUUCAGUAAUACCAAAAUCUUUGUUCAAUUGUAAGGCAUUAACACAUUUGGAGAUAUCAAUGAAUGAGUUAAGUGGACAAAUACCUUCUACAAUCGGAUCAUUACUGUCAUUAGAGAUGUUGAUGCUGCACUCAAAUAAUUUCACUGGUUCAAUUCCAUCUUCUUUGACCAACCUGAUAAACCUGACUUAUUUCUCAGCAAGUUUCAAUUUCCUAACAGGGGAAAUACCAUCUGAUAUUGGGAAGCUUUAUAACUUGAAGAACCUUACCUUGAAUCAAAACCUACUAAGCGGCCCACUUCCUUCUAGUAUAACCAAUUGUACACAACUUCUUGUGGCAAGCCUUAGUUUCAAUAAGUUAACUGGUGAACUCCCACAUGGUUUAGGGAAGUUAUCUAACAUGACAUUCUUUUCCGUAGGAAACAAUGCCAUGUUUGGGAACAUACCAGAUGAUAUCUUUGACUGCAAUAAUCUUGAAACUCUUGAUUUGGGUAGAAACAACUUUAGUGGACCACUGAAGCCAAGUAUCGGAAAAAUGAGUAGUCUUAGAAGGUUACAACUUCAUUUGAAUUCAUUUACAGGCCAGAUUCCACCAGAAAUUGGUAAUAUUAGCAGAUUAUUUACAAUUCAAAUAGGUGGAAACAGAUUGUCAGGCCGAGUUCCACAUGAAAUCUCCAAGCUCUCUCUCCUCCAAGAUCUAGCCUUGCAGGACAAUGCACUAGAUGGUGAGAUUCCAGAGGAGUUGUUCCAACUCAAACAGCUUACUAUUCUUGAGUUGCAGAACAACCAGUUAAGUGGUCGAUUUACAGAUUCUCUCUCAAAACUCGAGCUUCUUUCAACCUUAAACCUAGGAGGAAACAAAUUUCAUGGCCCCAUCCCAACCAGCAUGGCUAAACUUAGACGUCUGACAAUGUUGGAUCUCUCCAACAACAAUCUCAACGGGUCAGUUCCAGGACUAGUUUUUGCAAGCAUCAAGGGAUUGCAAACUUACCUCAACUUAUCACACAAUUCACUGUCUGAAUCAAUUCCUGAAGAAAUUGGUACGUUAGAAAUGGUACAGUCCAUCGACAUGUCACAUAAUAAUUUCUCUGGACCAGUUCCAGUAACACUCAAAGGCUGCAGAAACCUGUUAAACCUCGAUUUAUCAGUAAAUGAGCUUUCUGAUCGUCUCCAAGAUGGAACAUUUGAUGAUACAAAUCCUCUUACAAGCAUAAACCUGUCAAGGAACCAGCUCAAUGGUCCGAUUCCAGCAAGUUUGGCAAAGCUGACACAGCUGAAUUCACUUGACCUUUCACAAAACCAAUUACAUGGAGUGAUCCCAGAAAAUCUCAAUGACCUUAAAAAUUUAAAAUUUCUUAAUCUCUCCAACAAUCAGCUUGAAGGUCCUAUCCCUCAAUAUGGUGUACUCCGAAACUUCCCUGGAUCAUGUUUUGCAGGAAACAAAGGGCUCUGUGGAACCAAACUGCUUGGCUCUUGCACCAAGAAGAGAUUCUCCAGUUCUUUGCACAAGAAAACGCUAUUGAUUUUGAUACCCCUAUUGUGUGCAUCAGUUUUAUUAUUCAUUGUCCUUGUCACCCUAUUUUAUAAGCAGAAACAGCGCACUAAAAAGAGAAGUAUUAAAGAAAUUGAGACGGUUGAUGUAGAUAAUGCAGGAUCUUUAACAAUCAAGAGAUUCAAUUCAAGGGAUAUUGAAAUUGCUACUGAUUACUUCAGUGAAAGCCGUGUUCUAGGUAGCAGCAGUUUAAGCACUGUUUACCAGGGAAAAUUGGAAGAUGGGAAAAUAGUGGCUAUAAAGAAGUUAAAUUUGGUAGAGUUUGCAGCAGAAUCUAACAAGUGUUUUUACAGAGAAGCCAAAAUCUUGAGCCAGCUAAGACACAGACACUUGGUUAAGGUGAUUGGCUAUGCUUGGGAAAGCAGAAAGUUGAAGGCAUUAGUUCUAGAAUACAUGGAGAAUGGGAACUUAGAACAGAUAAUCCAUGAUCCUUCAGCAGAUGUCUCAAAAUGGACGUUAUCAAAGAGAAUUGAAGUUUGUAUCUCGAUUGCUAAAGGGUUGGCUUACUUGCAUUCAGGAUACGACUUUCCCAUAAUUCACUGUGACUUGAAGCCUUCAAAUAUUCUGUUGGAUGGAGAUUGGGAAGCCCAUGUCAGUGACUUUGGAAAUUCUCGGAUACUGGGUGUCCAUCUUCCAUGUGAUAGUAACAGUACCACUGCAUCAGCAUUUAAAGGAACAAUUGGCUACAUGGCACCAGAAUUUGCAUAUAUGAGGACUCUGACGACCAAAGUAGAUACAUACAGUUUUGGAAUUGUAAUCAUGGAGUUAUUCAUGAAACAAAGGCCAACAGGUCUUAAAGAUGAGGGGGGAUUACCACUAACCUUGCGCCAUCUGGUAGAGAGGGCAAUGGCUGAAGAGAAGCCACUUCAAGUUAUUGACCCUGAUUUAACUUCAAGUAUCACAAGAAAUGAAGAAGACAUUGUCACAGAAAUUCUUAAUCUAGCAUUGUCCUGCACCUCCUUAUCUCCUGAAAAACGACCUGACAUGAACUUGGUGCUGUCAAACCUUAUAAAACUAGAAACCGCUGUUUGGUGUCAAAACAAUGACAGUAAUUCAUUCAAGUAGAUUGUAGCCUCAGGAACAUCAUGUAAGAAGCUCCUGUCGAUGGUGAUUUUCCAUCUAAUAUUUUCACUUUCUUGGCA